Paramecium tetraurelia is the source of this 2616-nucleotide messenger RNA. RefSeq lists its product as uncharacterized. NCBI's taxonomy places the organism in Eukaryota, Ciliophora, Oligohymenophorea, Peniculida, Parameciidae. The record is from RefSeq and is a predicted model, not a curated record. The transcript is spliced from 4 exons.
AUGUCUUAAACAAGGACGAGUUAGAGCUCGAAACAUCAAAGAAAAGGCGAUAAUCGUUUUUUACAAUAAAUCAAUAGUCUCUUACAAAAUGUAAGCAACCCACCUCUGAAUAUCUCAAAACGAUGGAUUAAGGAUAGAGAGGGAGAAUAAAAGAGUUUAUUUGAAGAAGUUAAACAAAAUGAAUUCACAGGCAAAAGUCAGACACUGACACAAUUGACUGAUAUAGGAAAGAAAUUAGCAAAAAUGAAAAAGAAACUUAGAACUUUCACUGCUGAUGAUCGUCUAAAAACACCAGUCUCAGAAAAUAAAAGCAGAAAAUCAACUAAGUCAAAGAAGAGUUAAAGUAAAAAGGGGUAGAGCUCACAUAGUCAAUCAAGAACUUAAUUAAAGAGUCUUGAAUAAAGCAGAAGUAAAUCUUCAAAGAAGGCUAAAAAACCAUUAAAGUCUUCAAAAACUUAAAACACCCCAAAAUUCAAAAAGAAGACCUUUGAAAAUAAAUUGGGAAGCUUCUCAAAGGAAAUGUAACAACAAAGAGAUAGUUCAAGACCUAAUGUUAGAAUUUUGGAAUCAAGAAUUGCAAAGAACACUGUUGAUAGAAGCUCAAGUCCGUCUCGUUCAAUUGGGUCUUCCAAAAAAUAAGUUAGAAAUCGAAGAACUGAAUCUCCCUGUGAGGAAUCAAGUUCAUUGACAGAUUCUAGUGACACAAAGGAAAUUAUGAAAUUGAAAAUGAAUCCCACUUAUGCAUAAUCUAAAUAUGAAGUAUUUAUGGAUAAUGAGAAAAAAAUAAAAGAACUCGAUGCAGGAUAAUUGAGCAGAGAAGAGAAUUUGAUGUUAACAACUAAAUUAGAAUCUGUAACUAAAGAAAAACUAUUAAGAGAAUAUAGGAUAUUGUAUUAUAGAAGCAAAGAAGUCAAAAAGUUGUUAACCGAAUAUUAUGAACAGAAUUUACGUUUGACUGAAGAAAUCAACGAAUUAUAAUAAAUUAUUUAUGAUAAAUAACUUGAAAAUAAGUAAGUCAAAAAAGAAUUAAAAUCUCAAACCAAAGAAAUGAAAAUAAUGUAAUCAGAAUAUAGUACAAAAUUAGACCAAUUGGGAAAAUCUUAUUAGUAGCAUGAAAUGAACACUGUUCCAUUAAAUGAUUAUGAAAGAUUAAAACAGGAGAAUGAUAAAAUUUUAAUUGAAAAUGAAAUGUUAAAGGAAGAUUAUAAAGGAAUCAGUCUUAAAAUGUAACAAAUAGAGAAUGAGAUAUACUAAAAAAGAUAGUAUGAAAUUCCAGAGUAAGAAAUAUCCUAAAGAUUACAGAGAGAGUUAGAGUCAGUUAGAGAUUAAGCAGAUAGAAUAAAAGAAGAAAAUAUGAAAUUGAAAUUACAAUUAGACAAAGAAUAAAUUUCUAAUCGGGAAUUAUCAUAGUAAAUCUAUUAAAAAAAGAAUGAACUUGAUGGAAAUGUUGAAUAAAAAUAAUAUGAAUUAACUUCAUUGAAAUCUCAUUUGUAGACUGCUAAUACGAAAAUUUAAAAAUUAGAAUAGUAGAUAACUUAAAUGAAGUAUUAAAUGAUUUCAGAGUAAGAAUAAUCAUUUUCAAUCAGAGAGAAGAUAAUUAGAUAAGAGGAGGAACUAAGAAUAGCUAAUCUGAAGGUAGAAAAUAGGGAGAAAGAAAUAAAUGAAUAAAGAUCAAAGGAAUUGAUAUUAAAGAAAAAGAUAUUAGAUUUAGAAUCUAAAAUUGAAAAUCAAUUCUAGUAAUCUCAACCAUAUUUUGAACCUAUCGUUACAAUCAAUAAACCGAUCAAUUCUGACUCAUUUAUUAAUAAGGAAUUAUAAGUGGAAAGACAGCUAUUAGCCAAGACUUAAGAGCAAUUAUAAAAUAUUUAAGGAGAAAAUGAUCAAUUAAAGCGAAAUCUGAAAUAGAUUGAAUUAGAAUUGUAAUAUGAAAGACAAUAGAAUGAAUAAAUCAAACUAAAAUUCACUUAGUUACAAUAAGAAAAUGAAUUCACACUUCAAAGAGCAUAGAAACAAUUUGAAGAAACUGAAAAUCAUCGUUCUAAGGAAUUCUAGUUAACAGAAUAACAAUACAAAAAUUAAGAGAACUUGUUGUUUUCUGCAUAAUAAAGAAUAAAUGAAUUAGAAAAUGAACUUAGAAUUUUGUAAAAUAAGGAAUUAGAGAAUAAGAAUUCAAUAAAUGAUUAGAAAUUAUAGAUUGAGAAAUAAUAAUUAAAAUUAGAGUAAAAUUUGACAAAAGUUAAUGAGUUUUAGAAUUAGAUAAAAACGUUGGAAUAUGAGAAUGCAUAAUUAUCUGAAAAUAAUCGGUAGUUAAAAGUGCAAAGUCAAUAACUAACAAAAGAAUUAGAAUAAAUAGAUAGGAUAAAGGACAAUUACAAAAAUAAAUAUUUGAAUAAUAGAUACGAAAAUAAAAAAUUGUUAAAUCAAUAUAAUGAAAAAGAAAAUAUUAUGAAGUAAACUUUUACAAAUGAAUUGGAGAAAGUAAAAUGUUAAAAGGAGCAAUUAGAAAAGAUAAAGAGUCAAGAGGAAUGCUAGAGAUAGCAGAAGGAUAAGAAGUUAAAAGUCAUAAAUGAUCUAUAAUAAAUGAUCAAAGGACACAAAAUGGCACUAGAUAAAUGA